CCGCACGCAUGUGAACCCGUCACUUUUGACCGUCACUUUUGACGUGUUGGACACCGACUUCGAUGUCAUUUUGGGGAUGCCUUGGCUUUCUAGCGUGGACCACACGGUCAAUUUUCAUCGACGCACGCUUACGAUUCGUGAUGCAACUGGCGCCGAGGUCCCAUGUACUAUUCCUCCCCCUCGCUCUUCCAUUCGGUGCCAAGUCGUAAGCGCCAAAUCUUUUCGAGACACAUGCCGUUUCGAGCAUGUCGAAGAGAUUGGCAUCGCUUUUCUUCGAACCGUCCCGACUACCAAUUCAUUGUCCACGGAUGUGUCUUCCGACCCCCGCGUGACCCGGUUGUUAGACGAGUUCUCGGAUGUUUUUGAGACACCCUCCGGUAUAGUGYCGGACCRGCCAAUCUCUCACGAGAUCAUACUUGAGGYCGGCGCCRUGCCACCGAAAGGAUGCAUUUAUCGCAUGUCCAAGGAGGAGCUCACGGUGCUCCGUGCGCAACUCGACGAUCUACUUGACAAGGGUUGGAUCCGCCCUAGCAGCUCACCUCACGGUGCGCCCGUUCUCUUCGUUCGGAAGAAGAACAAGGACCUUCGACUUUGCAUUGACUACCGACGCCUCAACGCACAAACCAUCAAGAACGCGGGGCCUCUACCUCGCAUUGACGAUUUGCUUGAGCGGUUGGGCGGCGCCAAGUACUUUUCGAAGUUGGACCUCAAGUCGGGCUACCAUCAGAUUUCCAUCCGCCCGCAAGAUCGGUACAAAACCGCGUUUAAGACGCGAUAUGGGCAUUUUGAGUGGGUAGUUAUGCCUUUUGGCCUCACCAAUGCCCCGGCUACCUUUCAGGCGGUCAUGACCACCGAGUUUCGCGCUAUGUUGGACCGUUUCGUUUUGGUCUACUUAGACGACAUCCUCGUCUAUAGCCGAACUCUAGAGGAGCACCUCGAGCACCUUCGCCGUGUUCUAGAGACUCUUCGGUCAGCCCGGUACAAAGCUAACCGCGACAAAUGCGAGUUUGCCCGGCAAGAGCUUGAAUACUUGGGUCAUUUUGUCUCUCCGGAAGGYAUYCRUCCGUUGGCGGACAAGAUUCAAGCCAUCCAGGAGUGGCCCGAGCCGAAGAAUGUGACGGACGUCCGAUCCUUCCUCGGCUUGGCCGGUUAUUAUCAGCGCUUCAUCAAGGGUUACUCAAAGAUCGCGGCCAACCUAAACAAGCUACAAAGUGAGGAUUGCCCUUUUGACUUCGACGACGAUGCGCGCCAUUCUUUUGAAACACUCAAAGCGGCACUCUUAUCCGCCGAGGUGUUACAUAUUUACGACCCGCUUCUAGCUACGCGCGUCACUACCGAUGCGUCGGGCUAUGGCAUUGGGGCCGUCCUUGAGCAGCACGACGGCACGGACUGGCACCCGGUCGAGUACUUCAGCAAGAAAGUACCUCCCGUGCAUUCGAUCGACGACGCACGGAAGAAGGAGCUUCUUGCCUUCGUCCACGCCCUCAAGCGUUGGCGACAUUUCCUCCUUGGUCGGAAAGCAUUCCGAUGGGUAACGGAUAACAAUCCGUCGGUAUUCUACAAGUCGCAAGGCACGAUUAACAGUACCAUUGCCCGAUGGAUGGCUUUCAUCGACCAGUUUGACUUUUUCCCCGAUCACAUUCCCGGGAAGUCAAACCGUUUUGCGGACGCCCUCUCACGGCGACCGGAUCUUUGCACCGCAGUCUACUCUACCUUCGAGAUUGACGACGACUUGCGGGAGAGUUUCAUCCGCGGCUACCAAGCCGACCCCCACUUUCGCGACAAGUACGCAAAUUGCUCCUCUCCGAAUCCGGUGCCUUCACAUUAUCGGAUCCAAGAGGGCUACUUACCUGUGCAUUCACGAGGUAAGGAUCUUCUUUGUGUGCCGAGUGAUUCACACUUGCGCACACGGCUUCUGGGCGAGUUUCAUGAUACGCCCGCCUCAGGACAUUUUGGUGUCAACCGUACACUUGGCCGACUUCGCCAGCGGUUCUAUUGGCCCGACCUUCUCAAGGACGCCACCCGCUAUUGUGAGUCAUGYGAAGUUUGUCGGCGUUGCAAGUCACGCAACCAUCGUCCAUUCGGCGAGCUACACCCAUUACCAGUACCCCUUGGGCGACGGGAAGCGAUCGCUAUGGAUAUCACCGGCCCCUUCCCAAAGCACAAGACCGGCGUUGAUGGGAUCUUCACRGUCGUCGACCGCCUCACCAAGUAUGCCAUGUUUUUGCCUUGCCGCUAUCACGCAAAGGCACCGGAGUUAGUCGAGGUCCUAUACACCGGUUGGAUCCGCUCCAAGGGCUACCCCAAGGAGAUCGUUUGCGACUGGGACACUCGCUUUCUCUCCGACUUUUGGGUCGCCCUUGUCAAACGAUGGGGCUCAUCGUUGAAGCCGAGUUCGGCUCGCCACCCGCAAACCRACGGUCAGACGGAAAGGGCGCAUCAGACCGCUCAAGUCCUCCUACGCACUCUCAUCCGUCCUGACCAGGUUGAUUGGGUCGAGCGCUUGCCAGACGUGGAGUUGGCUUACAACUCAUCGAUCCAUCCGGCUAUUGGGAUGUCGCCAUUCGAGUUUGAGCAUGGUUCACCCAUCUCAUCGCCGCUGGACGUCAUUUUACCGCGCACAGCCGAGAGCGACGACCAUCUUGCGUUCCUUCGUCGCAUGCAAGAGCUCCUUGUCAAGGCACGGGAUCAUAUGUCAAAGACGCAAAUACGGAUGAGCCGCCAAGCCAACCGCAAUCGUCUUCCUUGCCCGUUUCGCGCCGGCGAUCUGGUUUGGGUCUCCGCCGCGGAGUUCAGCCUUGAACAAGACAUCUCUCGCAAGCUCCUUCCCAAAUGGAUGGGGCCUUGGCGCAUUCUCUCUGCAGUUGGUGAUGAUCCCGAGGGGCCUUCAUUCCGCAUCGCGGUGCCACCUCACGACGGCUUUCAGGAGGCCGGCUACAUCAUCACCGACCGGCGCCAUGGCAACAAGGAAACGGAGUUUCUACUUCACUUUUCCUACUGCAGCCACAAGGCUGACCGUUGGCUGACGCGUUCGGAACUGCAGGUCACCGCCCCCGCAGUUCUCUCACGUUAUUUAAGCAAGGAGAAAACUACGCCGGGCACUUAAGCUCCCCGGCCUCCUCGCUACGUUCUGCCAUCAGAUUGG
Molecule: messenger RNA, 3145 nt
Organism: Chara braunii
Lineage: Eukaryota; Viridiplantae; Streptophyta; Charophyceae; Charales; Characeae
Source: the annotation of a GenBank genome assembly